Molecule: messenger RNA, 606 nt
Organism: Lycium ferocissimum
Lineage: Eukaryota; Viridiplantae; Streptophyta; Magnoliopsida; Solanales; Solanaceae
Exons: 4
Coding region: 103-513 (136 amino acids)
Source: RefSeq, a predicted model, not a curated record
AGGAAAGAGUUGCAUUGUUUAGGAAAGAGUUGUACUUCAUCAAAUUCUUCAAAAAGCUCUCGAAAGAAAGCAUCCUAUUGGGAUUCUUCGAUUGAUAGUGAAAUGAGGAAGCAAUGGCGUAGAAAGGCAGCGAGAAGGUACUGUGAUUUUGUUAGCACAAUAAAAGGUGAGGGGAUUCGGCUAGCUUAUGUUCUGAAAGAAACACGGGAAAGUUGGAAGAAAUAUUGGGAAGAUCCUAAGGUUGUUGAAAAAUCGAAAAUAGCUUCAAAGAAUCGUCGUGGCGGUGAGGAUGCAGUUGCUAGUGGGACUCACACGGGCGGAUCUAUUUCCAUCGGAGAGCAUCACAAGAGACUUGCUAUUAAAAACGGUCGAGAUCCAACACCAAGUGAGGUAGAUUUGCACGACCAUACACACGGUCAUGAUGAAAAAUCUUUUGUUGGUGAGCGAGCCGAAUCGUGCAUGAAAAAUAUCAAGAAAUACUACAAAAUCAAUCACAAACUCAAUCGAAGUUGAUCAAUGUCAAGCCUAUUACGAAGCCAGUAGGAGGGUAAAGAAAAGAAGAAUAUAUGGUCUUGGAUCUCAAGCACACUUAUAUUAUGGGCCGAA